Messenger RNA from Fusarium falciforme, 423 nucleotides. RefSeq lists its product as hypothetical. The transcript has 2 exons. NCBI's taxonomy places the organism in Eukaryota, Fungi, Ascomycota, Sordariomycetes, Hypocreales, Nectriaceae. The record is from RefSeq and is a predicted model, not a curated record. Bases 1 to 423 code for a protein of 140 amino acids.
AUGGCCAACACUUCCGAACCCACCUCUUCUGCCCUCGGUAAAUGGAUUGAGGAUCUCUAUGACCGCAUCUUCUGUCAGCCAAAUGAUGAAGUCUCGGCGAGUGCCUUCAAAGAGCGUAUCGCAGAGGGCUUCACCGCGAAAAUUAACCAUGACCUAUUCUCGCGACAAACCUUCAUGGAAGCUAUCAUGAAAUUUCGUGUCGAUAAUAUGACGAGUAUCCAGAGCACCAAGGAAAUCCAAUUCUGGGAUGCACCCGACGGCUCUGGCGCCGUGUGUGUCUCGCAGUUGGCGCAUUUCACCGACUCUAAUAAGGAGACUGGCGUUGGUACCAAGUCUUCUAUAUUGCUGAUUGCGAGUGUCAAGGUUGUUAAUGGGCAAAAGAUGCUGGUUGACUUGACGGAGGUCUUGAAGAUGUCUGAGUAA